AUGGGUAGAGUCCACGAGUUCCCAUCCACCGACUCAAUCGGUCUAUGGGAUAAUGACGAGCUACCGGAUAGCUCAUCUUUAUCUACAGACGUCGGCAGUGUCAAUGCAACCUGCACUCCUCUUGAACCCCUUCAUGCAGAUGCAACAUUACUCCCUGCUCGUUCCUUUGGUCUUACCGGUUCAUUAUCACUACAUGAUUAUCGCAAGCAUCUCGCACAGGCUGCAGAGUGCAUUGACGAUCCUGUAGAUCGUUCAGAAAGGACUCUCAAGCGAAAAACGGCAACAAGCAAUUUAAACCGUCCGCCAGCACUGUCAAAUAUUCCUUCUUACGCUGUAUCAAUAUCUUCAUCUGCGGCAUCAAGUCCGCCACCAUUGUCGCCAUCCUACUCGCAAAGUAUUAUCUCCCAACGAAGCGAGCUAGACGACGUCCCAGAACAAACACUCGCUCAGACACAGCAGGUGCAGGUGCAGCAGGUGCAAUCCGAUGCACUUCCUGCCCAGGGGCCACGAGUUAAUCUUGUCUCAGCAAACCUGACCCGUCCGAGACCUAACAGGAAACGAUUGAACACCUUUCGUGAGAAGCUAGAGGCCCGCGGACAGGCUCAUCACUCGCCUCUGUCUCGCCCCCAGGAAUCCGACAUGUUAGCCACCACCCAAGCGGCAGCCGCCACCAUCUCCCACGGCGGAGCCUCCUUUGAGAUCUUGAAUCCACGAAAGUCUCUUGAUCUCGCACGCAUUGUCUCCUUUAUCGAGGAUGUAGACACAUGCUCAUGGCUCCCAGCGGAUCAAAUCCGUGAUUCGCACAUUGCUAGCACAUUCUCUAUAGACCAGGGACUAGACCGUGCCUCUCUCUCCCAGUUCACAGAUGCAUCUCUCCCAUCCCACUACUCUUCUCAAUCCCUCUACACAUCCCUCUCAGCGGCAUACUCUACACCAAAGAGUCAAUCAGCUGAUAUUCCCUCCUCGUCACCUGGAGUGCACGACCGAGUCCGCUCAUUAUCAGACUACUCGCGGGACGAAUACGAUCUCUGGAGAUCCGGCUACCAAAAUGAAUACAUCGAUAAAUCAAUGCACCCCGAUCUCGUAGGAGAGUCCCCAAAACCACGAAUGUUCUCAAUCUCCGAGCGCCUAGAAGACGAACUUGAUGUUCCAGUCUCAGAGCCCGGCUCUGCUCGUCCGGCAUCUUCUUCCCAACCAACCUUCUACUCUGAGAGUGAAAUAGGCGAGCCAGGCUCUCCAGUCUACGCCAACGGAGAAUGGUCGCAGGUCGACGAACGAGACCGCGGGAUCUUUUACGAACUACCCUCUCCCUCAGCCUACGACACCGAACUCACCCAUGAGAACGAAAAUGACAAUGAAAACGAACACUCACACACAUUUCCAUACGAUACUUACCUCUCAAACACCAUGUCCCGCACCUACCAAUUCUACGACCAUGACCAAGAUCCAUAUGACCACAUGUACUAUGAUCCCCAUGUACAAUCCGUCCUGGCCGCGGCCAACGCCGAGAACAUGGGACUCCGCUCGCAGUCUAACCAUGCGCUGGACGGCUUGCAGCGCAGAUUCCAAAGCUCCCUCUCCCUAUCUGGAGAGGCAGGAAAGAGCAAAGGAGAAAGUGGAAAACAGUCAUUUUCUCAACGCAGGAAAUUGCGCAGGUUCUUUAGCUGGAGGUCUGGGAACUAA
Penicillium angulare is the source of this 1683-nucleotide messenger RNA. RefSeq lists its product as uncharacterized. The record is from RefSeq and is a predicted model, not a curated record. Bases 1 to 1683 code for a protein of 560 amino acids. Lineage: Eukaryota; Fungi; Ascomycota; Eurotiomycetes; Eurotiales; Aspergillaceae. The transcript has 3 exons.